AGCGUGUGUGCAACUUCCUGCCACCGAGGGAACAGUACAAACCAACACUCGCUUCUCCUUUCUCCUCUGUGGUCUCGGGCUGGCAGGGAGCCCCAGAUCCCCGUGGCCUCAGCCAGCUUUCCCAGCCCUACAUGGGAGGAGAGAUGCCCUGGACCAUUCUGCUGUUUGCAUCUGGCUCCUUGGCCAUCCCUGCACCGUCCAUCUUCCUGGUGCCCCCCUACCCAAGCAGCCACGAGGAUCCCAUCUACAUCUCAUGCACAGCCCCAGAGGACAUCCUAGGGGCCAAUUUCACCCUGUUCCGAGGGAGAGAGGUGGUCCAGCACCUACAGGCCCCCUCAGAUCGGCCUGGUGUAACAUUCAAUGUGACUGGUGGUGGCAGCGAGGCUGCUGGGGGGAACUUCUGCUGUCGGUAUGGUGUGAUGGGUGAGCACAGUCAGCCCCAGCUGUCAGACUUCAGCCAGGAGGUGCAGGUCUCCUUCCCAGUCCCCACCUGGAUCUUGGCGCUCUCCCUGAGCCUGGCUGGAGCUAUCCUACUCUCAGGGCUGGUGGCCAUCACAGUGCUGGUGAAAAAAGCUAAAGCCAAAACCUUACAGAAGCAGAGAGAGCGUGAAUCCUGCUGGGCUCAGAUCAACUUCACCAACACAGACAUGUCCUUUGAUAACUCUCUGUUUGCCAUCUCCUCGAAAAUGACUCAGGAAGACUCAGUGGCAACCUUGGACUCAAGGCCUCGAAGGAGGCCCACCUCUGCAUCAUCCUCUCCGGAGCCCCCUGAGUUCAGCACUUUCAGAGCCUGCCAGUGAAGGUGAAGAAUGAGGACCUCUUUAUCCAGUUCUUUCCCUCCCACUGCCAGAGGCUGCAGAGACUUGGCAGUAGGCAGGAGCCAAGCCACAGCUUUCCUAGGGAAGGACUGGCCAAAGGAAGGGGACUCCUGGUGUUGUAACUUUCCUCACAGAAGACAAGAAAAUUAGUUGGGUUAUCAGCCUAGAGGGUAAACAGGGGCCAGAACCUCUUUGUAGACUCCCAGAUCACCAGAAGUGUCACUACUGAAUCAGAACACCCAGCCAGGCAUAAGAGGUCUACAUUCUGUACCUCCUUUCCAGUGCUUCCCCAACUGCAACUGACUUCCAGACUGGGUGUUUUUUGCAGGAGAGAUGUGUGUAUUUUUGUUGCUGUUGUUGUUUCUAGAUAGGGUCUCACUGUGUAGCCCUGGCUGUUCUAGAACUCACCCUGUAGACCAGGCUGGCCUAGAACUCAAGGACUGCCUGCCUCUGCCUCCUGAGCACUGGGAUUAAAGGUAUGAGUCACCACUGCCCGGCAGGGUGUGGUUUUAAAUGACAGCUUCACUCUGUGGCUCAGGCUGCCUGAGAUUAUGUGCUUGCACCAUUGGAUGGGAGGGAUGACUUCGGAAAGGGUUGAGUCUUUUGUGAGUCCUGCAGAGGCCCAGGAGAGGGUGAAUAAAUUAGAGGUCUCAGAGGCCUAGCAAAAGU
Messenger RNA from Mastomys coucha (southern multimammate mouse), 1487 nucleotides. RefSeq names its product chromosome unknown C19orf38 homolog (gene CUNH19orf38). The record is from RefSeq and is a predicted model, not a curated record. Bases 132 to 800 code for a protein of 222 amino acids. Lineage: Eukaryota; Metazoa; Chordata; Mammalia; Rodentia; Muridae. The transcript is spliced from 7 exons.